Molecule: messenger RNA, 3741 nt
Organism: Pecten maximus
Lineage: Eukaryota; Metazoa; Mollusca; Bivalvia; Pectinida; Pectinidae
Exons: 3
Coding region: 537-893 (118 amino acids)
Source: RefSeq, a predicted model, not a curated record
UAUAUUGAACAAUUCGGCCGAACUGGAAACCAAAAUACAGGGCUGCGAAACAGGAACUGCACUUGUGCUUUUAAGGGGAAAUCUUCGGCGGAUUUUGGCUCGACUCUUAUGCUGCUCAUGUCAAAGGCUAUAACGGGUCGUUGAUAGAUUUUCACUCGCUUGUGGGCCACCUAUAAACCAAUAACACCCUGUAUCGAUUUCCUGUUAAAGAGGAUGCUUCGGCCCGGCGUUGUUAUAAAAUCAUUGGCUUUGAAAGCAGAACAACGGCUUCUGUGGCACGUGUGCUGUACACCUGGGAUCCUGAUCCGCGCAUGCUUGUGGGUAUCUUCUGAUUAAACUCUCUCAGACACCUUACAGGUGUUUUGGAAUCUUCUGGACGCAAAUUCGCCUAUAGACUGAUAUGAAAGAAAUAUCUGGAAGGUCUAAUACCUUACCUUUUACUAAAAACAGUGAACGAAUUGGUUUCAUGUACUAGAUUAAAGUAUCCUGACAGGAAGUUAAAACUGGACCUUACCCCAUCAGUUUAGAACAUCUUUAUGGAUCUUAAAGACGUUUUGUUGUCAACCUUCAAGGGGAGGAUUUGGGUGCUGAAUACUCUUGUCACAAUGGCAAUGGCGGCAGGAAACUCCACAAAAACACCAAAGGACAAUUCCCAAUUCCUGACGGACGAGAUGGUAACUGGUCUGUGUAUGGGAUUCGGCUUCAUCGUUGGGCUCAUCACAUUCAUCUGUAUCAUCUGGUGUUUGUGUUGUGGAUCAGGCUGUCGAAAGUCGAAUGAGAAAAAGGGUCGAGUCGGUCCGUCCCCUUCCCCGGGACGGACUGCCCCCAGCACAAGAUCGACAACUGCGAAUACAUAUUCAACAGGAGGACGUUCUCAGUCAAGAAGAAGCUAAUCAUUGUUAAACCGGAAGUUUCAAAACCGGAUGUUUAAAAUGCGCAGGUGCUACAGAUUGUUAGGAAUGAGUUCGUUACAAGGUGAUGUCUUUUAAGAAAACAACAGAAUGGUUUUAUAUUUAGAUUGAAUAUUGUGGACUAAAGUGUUACAGUGCUGUUAAGGUGAUUGCGCCAGCGAUACCCAGUCAGUGGUAUACCGAGAGGACGACGUGCAAAGAAACGUUGGAGAUUGGGAUAUUACUAUUCACCAAUAUACAUGUUAUUAUAUUUUCUAUCGUUAGACGAUUGCAAUACUUGUCCAAACAUUUCUACAAAAACACCGACACAUGUGUUAUAACUUGUAUCACCAUUGAAGUCCAGACAACAUUGUAUAGGUUGGUUGACCUGAAGGGUUACUCUGAUAGUUUCUAUUGCUCUUUUUCAGUGUAGCAGUAAUCCUUUACUAAUGCUUGAUUAGAAUGGGAAAAGACUAUACCAUUGUAAAUAGUGUAUAUAAGGUCACCAUGAAUAGACCAUUUCACAUAAAGUACAAUAUACUAAAGUGUACGGCAUAUUUCUGUCUCAUAUAACAUACAGUAUAACUCAGUGGAAGUGAUCUGUAUUAGACCGUAAAGGAGUAGGAACACGCAUGCGCAAAAAGAACGUAAAGAGUGUCGCAAGAUUGUUAAGUCUACAUGUUACUAUCUCGUCAAAGCCGGCACACCUACUGUUAGUAGGUAUGUUAAAGACAACUCAUAAAUGUCUUUGUUAAAUGUAACAAUAUGUUCGUCUUUCAUUGCAUGAUUAAGGUACAGCUCUGCCCCUCACAUAGCAUUCGUUAUGAUCAGCACAACAAGUAGAUGCCAAAGUUCAUCUUUUUUUCUACCUACAUGUACCUCAAGCCGACCUAAUAUGAAACUGUAUCAUCCAUAUCUAUACGUUUACAUCCUAAGAUGAAACAUCCCUGAGUAGUCUUAGCUUAGUCAGAAUCAAAAUUGUUACCACUCUGUAAUCAAAAUUAGAACAGAAGUCGUUAUAUAGACUAGUAAUUACAUUGUGCUUUUUAUAAGAGGUUCGCCAUCAUCAUGAUAUCUAUGUUGUGUUUCAGUUAUAAAUACUGUUAUAUAAUGGUUAUAAAGGGCUAUAUAAAGUAGAUAUAGUAUAGGGUAUGUGUUGAAUAAUAUGUAUAGUAUAAAUUAUAUCUUGGUUAAACAUGUUAUAAAACAGAUUUUAUAGGUACCAUAGAUGUAGAAUAAUUAUGAGUUACAUAUUUGUAAUUAUACAUAUAUGAUAAAGGUAUUUCAGGUAAAUUAUCUGUAUUUAAAGUAUAUAUAUAUAUAUAAAUAUAUAUAAAUAAGUAUUAUUGAUAAUAAAAAAGUACGAUAACAAAGGUAACUAGUAUUACCUAUUAUAUAUGUUUUUAUUAUAAAGGCUAGUCCUAUGUUAUGUAUGGAGAUCUACGUUUAAUAUACAGGCUUAUUUGAAAUGUUAUAUGCGUUACUAGUUUAUAUAUGUUUUAUAGAUUAUUCAAUUUUAUGUUUAUUAAAUAUUUCAGCUUUACCUGUUAGAUUUAAGUUGUGUUUGGUAUCUAAAGUAUUUGAUAGUUGCUGUAUAUAUGAUAUAUAGAAAUAUGAAUCAGACAUUUCCUAGAUAAAAGUCAUUACCCUUAUACUAUCAUUACAAACGCAAGUAGUGCAAAUGUGGCAAAUGCUGUUUUGUUUUGGGGCUUUUAUUGUGUUGUAUUAACAUUUUGUUUUAUGUUCCUGGACCUCCUGUUAUUUUCCCUCGUUUUGGCUUAUUCCAAACUCAGAAUUUUGAAAGUUGUUCUUCUUCAAUUAGAUGCUUUGUCCCAUCGGUUUAUAGAGAAUCUAUACAAGUUUCCAAUGACACCUUGUCUCUAUACCACGUAGUAUAAAAGUUACAGGUACAAAUGUAUGUAAACUAUAUAGGAUAUAUUAUAUACAAUGUCUGUAGCAACUGAUGUGUCGUAAAAAUCACGAGAUAUAUAUCAUAAAUAUGAAUGUCCUGUCAUAAACACGCAUUCGUUUGUAUAAUUAUUUCUCCGGGGGAAUUAAGACAUGUUUUGAAUACAGAGCGAUCCCUGAUCAUUUAUCAACAGCCAAUUGAUUUCUUCUCGUGUAAUUGAGUCGAGUCGCUAAACAGAUAUGACAGGGACCCGGAUGUUAGCCUAGAGCGUUCAUAUAAGGUCAGUAUGUCGGUAGAAAUUAUCAAUAAACAAUGGAGCGUGAUAGUUCAUAUGGGUUCGUGAAGAAUUAUUGUUACUGAUGGUAUAUAUAUAAUGUUAUUGUUCUAAGAUUCCCACUGUAAUAUUUAAUGAUGUGGGUUAUGGACACCGAGGAUAUUUCAGAUAGUGUUCGGUUUGUUAAUUUGAGUUCAUUCGUGAGGUUAACAUCAUUAAUUUUGUUAUCUUUCGACGCAACAACGUGUACUGAUACUUACAUUGUACGUAAUGACUUGUGAUAAUGAUAUUAUCAUUGACGAAUGUUCGGGAAAUCAAGGGGACUAAACAAUUCCAUCUGGUUACUUAAUUGUUAAAUGAUUUCUCCAGAUAUAUUAAAAGAAUAAAACUUUCUAAAACGAGUUGCAUUCUCUCCUUGAUUGAUCGGACGCCAAUAACACUCAGAUCCACAUAGAUCUCGUGAUAGUGGAUAGAUUGGUUAUGAAUAGAUAACAAAAUCGUCCGUAUCAAUUAUUUUCCGAGGAUGAAUUAUAUUACAUCCAAAUAUAGAUCUGUAGAUAUAUUGUAGAUUCCUACACUACAUAUAUAACAUAAGGACAGCUAUUGUCAAUCAACGAUUUGUGCAUUUAGAUCCAAACAUGAAAAUAAACGAUGUACUAAAACAUGUA